This is a messenger RNA of Rhopalosiphum maidis (corn leaf aphid), 2014 nucleotides long. RefSeq names its product probable elongator complex protein 3 (gene Elp3). Bases 262 to 1905 code for a protein of 547 amino acids. The record is from RefSeq and is a predicted model, not a curated record. Gene Ontology annotation, molecular function: iron-sulfur cluster binding; acyltransferase activity, transferring groups other than amino-acyl groups. Gene Ontology annotation, cellular component: elongator holoenzyme complex; cytoplasm; nucleus. The transcript is spliced from 10 exons. Gene Ontology annotation, biological process: tRNA wobble base 5-methoxycarbonylmethyl-2-thiouridinylation. Lineage: Eukaryota; Metazoa; Arthropoda; Insecta; Hemiptera; Aphididae.
CUGCAUUUAUACGAGUUAUGAAAUAUGAAUUUAGUGUUUAUGAAUUACGACUCAUUAGUCAGUAGUCACUACUUGUUACUUCAGUUACUUGUUAUUGGCUUACUGCAUAAGUAAUAAUACAAAACCAAGAGUGUAAAAUACAAAAAUAAGUUUGAACUACGGAUAGGAAGUUAAAUAAAUAAUUAUUGUUUUUUGAAUGUAUUCAUUUUAAACAUUUGUUGACAAAUCGAAUGCCAAAUUUCCUAUUACUACAAUUUCAUUAUGUCUGAAGUAGAUGAACAUAUAUCCAAAUUAAGCCAUGAAGAACGAAUGGUGUCUACAGUUGCUGAAAUUAUUCAGAAAUUGUUGAUUGCACAAAAGGAAAACAGAGACGUAAACUUAAAUAAGUUAAAAUCUCAAAUAUCAUCUAAAUAUGGACUGAAAUCAUCUCCCCGACUUGUUGAUAUUAUAUCAGCUGUUCCCAAUGAUGCUAAAAAAUUAUUGUACCCAAAGUUGAAAGCAAAACCUGUCAGAACAGCUAGUGGAGUAGCUAUCGUUGCUGUCAUGUGUAAGCCACAUCGUUGUCCUCAUAUAAAUAUGACUGGAAAUAUAUGUGUGUAUUGUCCUGGUGGUCCAGAUUCUGAUUUUGAAUACUCAACACAGUCAUAUACUGGUUAUGAACCUACUUCGAUGAGAGCUAUCCGAGCACAUUACAAUCCAUAUGUUCAAACCCGCCAUAGAGUUGAACAGCUUAAACAAUUAGGCCAUAAUGUUGAUAAGGUUGAGUUCAUAGUGAUGGGAGGUACAUUUAUGAGUUUACCUGAAGACUACCGGGAUUAUUUCAUUAGGAAUUUACAUGAUGCUUUAUCGGGUCAUACAAGCUCUAAUGUCCGAGAAGCUGUCAAAUACUCAGAAAGAAGUAACGUAAAAUGCAUUGGCAUUACUAUUGAAACUCGACCAGACUAUUGUUUGAAUAGGCAUUUAACUGACAUGUUAAACUAUGGCUGUACACGAUUAGAAAUUGGUGUUCAGUCUGUGUUUGAAGAUGUUGCACGAGACACUAACAGAGGUCAUACAGUUAAAGCAGUUUGUGAAACAUUUAAUCUUGCUAAAGAUUGUGGUUUCAAAAUUGUGUCACAUAUGAUGCCUGAUUUACCUAAUGUGGAUCUAGAAAGAGACUUUCAACAGUUCAAAGAAUUUUUUGAAAAUCCAGCUUUUCGUGUUGAUGGCUUAAAAAUUUAUCCUACUCUUGUAAUGAGAGGUACAGGUUUAUAUGAGCUGUGGCGUAGUGGACGAUAUCGUAGUUAUUCACCAUCUGAAUUAGUAGAUUUAAUUGCUCAUAUAUUAAGUCUUAUUCCUCCGUGGACGCGUGUGUAUAGAGUUCAAAGAGAUAUUCCAAUGCCAUUAGUUACAUCUGGAGUUGAACAUGGUAAUUUACGAGAACUGGCCUUAGCAAGAAUGAAAGAUCUUAACUUACAAUGCCGUGAUGUUCGAACUAGAGAAGUUGGAAUUCAAGAAAUACAUAAUAAAAUUCGCCCAUUUGAAAUUGAAUUGAUACGUAGAGAUUAUGUUGCUAAUAAUGGAUGGGAAACAUUUUUAUCGUAUGAAGAUCCCGAACAAGACAUUUUAAUUGGCUUAUUAAGAUUGCGCAAGUGUACUAAUUCGUUUAGACCAGAGUUAAAAGGAAGAGUUUCAAUUAUAAGAGAAUUACAUGUAUACGGUAGUGUAGUUCCUGUUCGAGCCAGAGAUCCAACCAAAUUUCAACAUCAAGGAUUUGGUAUGUUAUUAAUGGAAGAAGCUGAAAGAAUAUCUUUAGAAGAACACAAAUCUACCAAAAUAGCUGUUAUUUCAGGUGUUGGUACUAGAAACUAUUAUAAAAAACUUGGAUACCACUUAGAUGGGCCCUAUAUGUCAAAACAGCUUUAAUUUUUAUUUUAAUUACUAAUGUUUUUAGUAAAGUGAACAUUGUUUGAAAAAAUGUAAUAUUUUGUAGUUAUUUUUAUUGAAUAAAUAUAAAGAUAUUCAGCAAAUCAAA